AUGAGGAGAAACACACUUUCCCUUGAGCUCGCCACGAGGACGGAGGCGUUAGUUUGUACUGAAACAGUUUUGUUUGCUGUUACCAAUGUUGUGGCCAUCCUCGGAAAUCUUCUCACUUUUUAUGCUGUGUACAGAAACCACAGGCUGCGCACGAUUCCCAACAUGUUCCUGAUAGCUCUGGCUCUAAGUGAUAUUCUGAUGUCUACUAUCUGUAUACCUUUUACAGUUGCAAGUCUUUUCCACGGUAGGUGGAUCUUUGGUGACACAGUCUGUCGCUGGCAAGCAUUUGAUAUAUUUACAUUUGGGACGAGUAGUGUUGGAACUAUGGCAGCAAUUGCAGUCAGCCGAUAUUUCUGUGUUGUUAAUCGGGAAAAGUAUCCCUCGCUGUUUAAGAAGCAAAGAUCCGUGAUGUACAUUUUCAUUGUUUGGUGCUUGGCUCUGGUUGGAUCUGUGCCCAUAUUAGUCUUCAAAAAUAACAGCGUUGAAUUCCAGCCAGGAAAAGCAAUGUGUCUGUACAAAUUUGAAAGUAACAUUGCUUACUCUGUCUUUAUGCACUGCUGUUUUAUCACAACACCCUUGAUUAUCAUCAAGAUUAUCAUCAGAGAUCUGCUAAUGUGGAAGAAGCCAAAAUCAAAUCGUGUUUUCUCAAGGGAGAACGGUGACGCCUAACUGAAAUAGCCAGAGAAAUGUGGUAGGAAUGUGAAUGUGGAGGAAACCAAAAUGACGAAGCGUUUGGUUGCAGUUGUAGUCGGCUUUGCAUGCUGCUGGCUUCCUAUUUUCAUCAUCGACAAUAUCGACAUGGCGCAUGAAGAGCCCACGCUACCACGACCAGCUUACUUAGCAUAUGGCUUUUUGCUUUACUUGAGUAGCACCAUAAACCCCUUCAUAUAUUGUGCCACAGAUAAGAGGUUCAGACGGGAGUAUAAGGCUGUUUUCUGGAAGAUUUUUAGCUUCAAAUGCCGAGCCAACAACGAAAACAACGACGGUUAA
Molecule: messenger RNA, 990 nt
Organism: Pocillopora verrucosa
Lineage: Eukaryota; Metazoa; Cnidaria; Anthozoa; Scleractinia; Pocilloporidae
Source: RefSeq, a predicted model, not a curated record